This is a messenger RNA of Thlaspi arvense, 3278 nucleotides long. NCBI's taxonomy places the organism in Eukaryota, Viridiplantae, Streptophyta, Magnoliopsida, Brassicales, Brassicaceae. The record is from the annotation of a GenBank genome assembly.
CCAAUGCAAUUUUCCAAUAAUAAAUAAUCAUGCUUCCCAUUAUUUUUGUUUGGUCAACCUCUUUAUACAUAGUCUCUUCUUCUACUUGAGAUUUGAGAUAUCUUUUUGUACAGAAAAAAAAAAAUAACAGCGUCGCUUGCUUAUCCCGAGUGUUACUGUCGGGGAAGAAACUUAGGAAGACAAGACCCAACAAUUCGUAGGGAAUCAAACUCACUCAGGGUUUCAUAUACGCCGGAGAUAUUAGGAUUUCGUAUAAUUCCUGAUCCAAACUCGGGUCAAGACCCGCUUCUGUUUUUUUUUCCCCCACCAUUACCAGAAACAGAGCCGAUCCAAAUCCUGAAUACGAUGAGAAAACGUCAUCCCAAGGCUUCAGAUUCUUCAGAGCCAUCUUCCAGCAAAGAAAUCGAUAACGAUGCUCUCGUCAAAGAGGAUGAUGUGCAGGCUGAUGUUAGAAGAUCGGGGAAAGUAUGGCUCUCACUGUUGAUUCUGAUCACAUACUCCUCUUGGGCUGUUUACAACUAUCAGACUGGGAAUCUACCUCGUCCCUUAACCGCGAAACAAGCUGGCAAAAGGGGUUUCUCUGAGAUUCAGGCAAUGAAACACGUCACGGCUUUGACUCAGUUUGGUCCCCAUCCCGUUUCUUCUGAUGCUCUUGUCCAUGCCCUUGAGUAUGUAUUGGAAGAAGUUGAGAAAGUUAAAGAGACUGCUCAUUGGGAGGUUGACGUGAAUGUUGACUUCUUCGAAUCCAAAUCCGGUGUGAAUCGUCUGGUCGGUGGUCUUUUCAAAGGGAAGUCGCUUGUGUAUUCGGAUAUAAGUCACGUUGUGCUGAGAAUCUUGCCGAAAUAUGAAUCAGACGCAGGAGACAAUGCUAUUCUGGUAUCUUCUCACAUUGAUACCGUCUUCUCAACAGGUGGGGCUGGAGAUUGUAGCUCAUGUGUAGCUGUGAUGCUUGAACUAGCUCGAUCUGUUUCUCAAUCGGCUCAUGGAUUCAAGAACUCUAUUAUCUUCUUGUUCAAUACUGGAGAGGAAGAAGGUCUUAAUGGCGCUCAUAGCUUUAUUACUCAGCAUCCAUGGAGUUCCACAGUACGUUUAGCUAUUGAUUUAGAAGCCAUGGGUAUAGGUGGAAAGUCCGCUAUUUUUCAGGCUGGCCCGAGUCCGUGGGCUAUUGAAAACUUUGCUUUGGCCGCGAAACAUCCGUAUGGUCAGAUCAUCGGACAGGAUCUGUUCACUUCUGGACUCAUAAAGUCAGCUACUGAUUUCCAAGUAUACAAGGAGGUUGCUGGUCUCUCAGGACUGGACUUUGCUUUUGCAGACAAUACUGCUGUCUAUCACACUAAGAAUGAUAAGAUAGAGCUACUAAAGCCAGGAUCGCUCCAGCAUCUUGGUGAAAACAUGCUUGCUUUCCUCCUCCGUGUUGCUUCAUCUUCUGAUCUACCAAAGGAUAAAACAGUCCAUGGAGAGGAGAAAUCAAACCCGGACUCAGCUGUCUACUUUGACAUUUUGGGGAAGUAUAUGGUUGUAUACAGGCAAAGCUUUGCGAAGAUGCUAUACGUUUCAGUGAUCAUGCAGUCGAUUCUUAUAUGGGUCUUGUCUUUGCUCAUGGGCGGUUCUCCGGCUGUUGUGUCUCUCCUCCUGUCGUGUUUGAGUAUCGUUCUCUCGUGGAUACUCUCAGUAGCGUUCUCUGUAGCUGUUGCCUUCAUACUUCCCUUGAUAUCUUCAUCGCCUGUGCCGUAUGCCUCAAACCCAUGGAUGGCUAUUGGACUGUUUGUGUCCCCCGCGGUUCUAGGGUCGAUAACCGGUCAGCAUGUGGCCUUUAUCUUCCUUAAGAAGAACUCAUCGAACCGGAACUCGAACAGGACGGGACUCUCACCGAGACUAAGGGAUAAUUUGGCCAAGCUUGAGGCUGAGAGGUGGCUGUUCAAAGCCGGUUUUAUACAGUGGCUUGUUGUUCUGGCCUUUGGAACCUAUUAUAAACUUGGAUCAGCUUACCUCGCUCUACUUUGGCUAGUUCCUCCUGCAUUUGCAUAUGGAUUGCUCGAGGCGACUUUGACUCCAAUCCGAUUGCCAAAGCCACUCAAACUCGCGACUCUCGCUAUCAGCUUGGCCGUACCGAUUAUGGUUUCAUCCGGCAGUUUUAUCGGGUUAACCAGCACAAUGAUCGGUAUGCUCGUUCGGUUUGACAGGAACCCAGGAGGAACUCCAGAAUGGCUAGGCAGUGCGUUGAUCGCUGUUGUUAUUGCUACUUUCAUAAGUUUGACUGUUGUAUACCUCCUGGCUUAUAUCCAUCUCUCAGGUGCGAAAAGAUCGAUUGUCAUUGCAUUAUGCAUGAUCACUGCCCUCUCUCUUGCUCUUGUGACUUCUGGUGUUCUUCCUGCAUUUAACGAAGAUACUGCAAGAACACUAAAUGUAGUACAUGUUGUGGAUACAAGCGGGGAAGAGCAAGUGUCGUUCAUAACGCUAUUCUCAAACACUCCUGGAAACCUGAACAUUGAAGCAGAGCAGAUUCAAGAAGGGUUCACUUGUGGCAGAGAGAAUAAGGUUGAUUUCGUCAGUUUCGAAGCUAAGUACAGCUGUGUGACCAAGAAAGACGCUGAAGCUGGAUGGGACAAGAACGAUAUUCCGGUUCUGCGUGUCAUAAACGGCGACAAAGAGAGUGACGAGAGGAAGAGAAGAGUCAUAUCGGUUUCAAUGGACACAGGAGGAUCUUGUCGCUGGACUCUUGGCAUUGACAUGGAGGAAAUAGAAGACUUUACAUUGCAUGUUGUAGGUGAGGAUGAAGAGUUGAUGAUAGUACAAGGCGAGAAAAGGAGCAACGAAGAAGGAUGGCAUCAUAUUCAAUUCUCAGGCGGGAAAAAGUCGGCGACAAGGUUUGUUCUGAAACUUUACGAGAAGAAGGAAGAGGAGAAGAAGAAGAAGAAGAAGGAGAAGAAGGAAAGACCUGUGUUGAAACUGAGAACUGACAUGGAUCGUGUCACUCCACAAGUCCAAAGGGUUAUCCAGAGAUUUCCUUCGUUUUGCUCAAUGUUUGGAAAAUCCACUUCUCCUUUCACUCUCGCCUUUCUUGCUUCUCUUCCUUACACCAAAUAACACUUGCCUGCUUCUUCUUGGUAACGCGUGUUUUUAUUAAAAAUGCACAAUACGAUUUUUUUGUUGUUGUUGUCCAGAUCAAAGCACGAGUUUGAGGUCAAGAGAGUAAAUGAACUGUAAAAACAGGAAGAAAUUUAGCGCGUAAAUUACUAAAAAUGCAAUUAAACUAUGUACCAAAUCGUUUUUCAGGA